AUGUCAGUUAUAAAAGAUAGAGGGAUAGAGUUGUUUACACGUUUAAAUUUGGCUAAAGUAGAAGUAGAUAAAAGGGUUGCUACAUUUCAAGCACUAGACGAGAAUGGACAAAUUAUUAAAGGGAAGAAUUAUAAUCUCUUACAUAUUGGAGCUCCUUGUUCACCCGUUAGUGAAUUACGGAACCAUGCCCAACAAAAAGAAAAUAAUUUGACAGAUGCACAAGGAUUUGUUAAAGUUGAUCCAAAAACCCUACAAUCGCCCACAUAUAAAAAUAUCUUUGCAAUUGGGGACUGUGCAAAUACUCCAAAUGCAAAGACAGCGGCUGCCGUAUCAAGCCAAUUAAAAACACUUUUCCCAAAUUUACUCUCAGCUAUGGAAGGAAAUAAUUUAACAAAAUUUUAUGAUGGAUAUUCUUCCUGUCCUUUGCUAGUAGACAGAAAAAAUGUUAUUUUGGCAGAGUUUACACCUAAUGGCCCUCUUGAAACUUUUCCUUUUGACCAGAGCAAACCAAGAAGGUAA
Messenger RNA from Meloidogyne enterolobii, 519 nucleotides. NCBI's taxonomy places the organism in Eukaryota, Metazoa, Nematoda, Chromadorea, Rhabditida, Meloidogynidae. The record is from the annotation of a GenBank genome assembly.